Molecule: messenger RNA, 1047 nt
Organism: Chara braunii
Lineage: Eukaryota; Viridiplantae; Streptophyta; Charophyceae; Charales; Characeae
Source: the annotation of a GenBank genome assembly
GGGGCCGCCACGUAACAAUUUUUGGAAGACCAAUCGGGAGGGGCUUGAGAAGGUGUAUAAUAAGUAUUUGGCGGGCACGAAGAGAGAAUCUAAGCUAAAGGAGGAGGAAGAAAGAGCUAGGAAGACCAAGGAGGAGGUAGAGAGAAAGGAGGAGUGAAGGAAAGAGCGUGAGAAGUUGAAAUUAGAAAUGGCUGCGAGGAUCGAUAAACGAAUGGAGGCGGUGUGCCAGUCGGUCAAGGUCAAUCGCCAGACUGAGGGGGAAUGUAAUACGAAGGGGGAGGACGAGGUCGCCAGGCUGAAGUGGGAAAACGAAGAGCUUAAGCGGGCGUUGCGAGGUGAUCUAGACGGUGGGGAAGUCUGCAAGCUCGAGCGGGAGAUUUUGGAGUUAUGUAAGCAGGUGAACGAGAAGGAGAGUAAGAGAGACGAGAUUGUGGCACUCAAGCAUGAGAUCCAGCAACUGCGUGAAUCGGCAGUUAAGGAGCAGGAGUUGGCUGGGCUUAAGAGGCAGUUGGAAGAUCUUCGUAUUGAAGCGCGUCAAUGGAAGGAUGAGGCAUUGCGGCCAGGAAACAAGCGAGGCAGCAUCACUAUGUCUACCCCCCCGGAUACUAACGCACGUGCGUCACCUAAGCCGCGUCGAACGUGCGACAAGGAUCAGGAACAAGAAAAUUGGAAAUCUGAAUAUAGGAAGCUGCAAAGUUUGCGCAGAGCGGAUUUCGUGGAAGUGGAGACGCUUAAGAAAAAGAAGGCGCAAGCUGAGAUGGAGGUCAUCAAUCUGCACAAGCAGAUGAGCAAACUGAAUGCUAAUGAGGCGGGAAGGGAGAGGACGCCGGGAGGAACGAAUUUGAAGGAGAGAUUGGAGGCUGUGGCUCUUUGGAAGCCCGAAAAGGAAGGAAGGCCACUCCAAAUCGGGAGGGGUUGAGGCGUACACCGCACCGUGAGGAAUAGCCCAAGCAUGGAGAUAAUGAUCGUACUACGUUUGUCGAGGAGCAAACCAAGUUUCUGAAGAUGUUGAGGAAGUCUGCGUUGGAACAAAUCUGCAAGGAGGCG